AUGCCUACGCCUGGUCUGCUCUACGUCACAAUGCAGCCCAAGGGCUCGCUACCAGACACCCAGUUUCAUGAUUGGUAUAAUACUGAACAUGGACCUUUGCGCCUGCGAUUGCCCUUCGUCACCAAUGGUUUCCGCUUCCGUGCGACCGAUGGCGAGCAGCCCGAGUAUGUGGCUUUGUACGAUAUUACCGACAUGGACGAGUUGACUCGUAAGACUUAUUUGGAUUUGAGAACCGAUCUCAUCAAAACCGAGCGGGAGAAGAAGACUAUGGCCCAAAUUGAUGUCGGUCGUCUACUGUAUGAUCUGGCGGAUGAACGCACCAGUCCCAACUUCCGCCCCCUGGAAGAACAAGCCGACACAGAUGCCGAAACCCGGGGGAGUGUGCUCGUCGCCCUCCGAGUGGUCACUCAUCCUGACCCCGCCAAAGAAGCUGAUUUAGAGAAAUGGUACCGCGAGGAACAUUUUGAGAUGCUCUCCCGUGUGCCUGGAUGGCGCCGAAGUCGCCGUUUUGUCACUGCCGCAAUUGAUUCCGCCCCGCGCGAAUCGCUCAUUCUCCACGAAUAUGCUCCCAUUAACGGGCUUGGGGGUGAUGCCCACAAGGCUGCCAUGAAUACUCCAUGGGGAUCACGUCUCAUGUCUGAGGUUGUCACCUCGAAGAAACGCCGUGUAUAUGAGUGGUACUACACCUUUGGCCCUGCUCCGCGUGAGCUCACUUCGCUGGCUGCCCCGGAUGUUGUGGGACCAUGGAACUCCAACGAUGGUCGCACUCGCACAUUCCCCUCGACUUCUCGCCCGGCGGUUGAGUCCUUCGUCACUACUUCUGACGGAGUUGAAAUUCCCUACCGACUAGAGGGUAGCACCGACCCUUACGCGCCAGUCGUCGUGCUUAGCAACUCUAUCCUGGUGAACUGGAGCAUCUGGGAUCGUUUCGUUGAUGCAUUCUUCGCUCAGAAGCAGAACCAACGUUAUCGUGUCGUGCGUUAUUUGACCCGAGGUCGACACUCGCAGAGUGGUACGCAGCCUGUCAACCUUGAUCUGCUGGCCUCUGAUCUGGUGGCAUUGCUGGACGCCCUACGUGUUCCUCCCAAGGCAGCUCGUUUAAUCGGUGUUAGCCUAGGUGGCGUGACCGUCCUGAAUACUUCCCUGCUUUACCCUGAGCGCAUUGGAGCCUUCAUUUCAUGUGACACCAACUCUUCUGCCCCUGAAUCUAACCGCAAGGCAUGGGGUGACCGUGUCGCCAUCUGCGAGAAGGAAGGCGCUACUGACCCAGAAACAAAAGAGCCGAUUGUCGGUGAAGAAUUAGCCGAAGUCACCACUCGUCGCUGGUUCGUGCCGGAAUCAUACGAGACCCAGCCUGAGGUCCUCGCGACCGUCAAGGAGGCUGUGCGCACUAAUAGCUUGAAGGGCUUUGCUCAUAGUGUCCAGGCCCUCUGUGCCUAUGAUAUCCGCGAGCGCAUGACUACUGCCACCGUUCCAGGCCUUUUUGUCGCCGGUGCCAAAGACGGUGUCCUGCCCCAGACAAUGCAGAAGAUGGCGGCGGAUUUGUGCGGAGGCGCUGAGCUUAAGAUCAUCGAUCGUGCAGGCCAUCUACCCAUGGUGGAGCAGCCUGUAGCAUUUGCGGAAGUUGUGAGCGAGUUUUUGAGCAAAAUUGAUGGGUGA
Messenger RNA from Penicillium paradoxum, 1659 nucleotides. RefSeq names its product putative alpha/beta hydrolase. The record is from RefSeq and is a predicted model, not a curated record. NCBI's taxonomy places the organism in Eukaryota, Fungi, Ascomycota, Eurotiomycetes, Eurotiales, Aspergillaceae. Bases 1 to 1659 code for a protein of 552 amino acids. The transcript has a single exon.